CAUUAACAGCUUUACUGUCUCUGCAUCUGUAUCUUUGUAUCUUUUGUAACCUCGGCAUCAAAAUGAUCUCAAACAAAAAGUCAUAUGCAAUGAAAAUGCUUCAAUUGGCGUUGGCCUUGAGUCUGCUUCACGUUGACACGGAUUACUCAUUGCUGCAGCAGCAACUUCGUCGCUGGGAUGCCCAGUUGGAGCUGCCCCAUGGCGAUGGCAACUGGGAGCUGGAAAUGCUGCGUACAGUGCCCAUGAUUGAGACGCAGCAUCCGUAUGGCAAUCGCAAAGGGAUGACACCGUUGAUUGAGGAUCUAUUGCGUUUCGAUGAGCCACAUCCUCAUGGCACGGGCGGGGAGUACACAGCUGGCGGGGAAUACAAACUGCCUACGGGUAGCUUCAAUGCCAGCACCUUUGUGAUGAAUCUACACAACACCACCGGCAAUAGCAGCGUCCAGACGGCAGCUCUGCAGGAUCUACAAAGUAAUCCGAGCAGUGGAGCAGCUGGUUCGGUGGUCAGCGUAGGUGCAACAACGGCAGCUGACAAUGUUGGAGCAAGUGCAGCACUUGGCGAAAUCCACAUCAAUACCACAAGCAACAAUUCAACACUGGCCGCCACACAGGAAUUGGAUAUAUUUCUAUCACCCGAUUUGCUGCAGGAUCAACGCUCGAUAUGGGAACAGAAUCUGGCUGAUUUGCAUGAUUAUGGUGACCUACCCUUUAGUAAUCCCUAUGCCAAUCUACCGCUCAAAGAUGGCCAACAGCAGACGCACAACAACACACAAUUGGAUCUCAGUCUGGCUGCAUUUAUUCACGGAUUCGCCGGCAAUGCUAAUGUUCUCAAUCAACAUAAUGUUGAAUCUCCAAAUGCGCUCAAUGAUAGCACUCCACAUCCCAGCAAUUCGGGAAGUCUAACUGUCUUUGGUUCCGAUAACGACGAUGAUGAUGACGAUAAUGAGGAUGAUCUGCUGUUGAGUCGACUCUUUGGCGAGAAUAAUUCCGAUACGGAUACGGAUUUAAACGAUUGUGGCAGUGUCGCAAAUGCCUGCGAAGUUGAGGGUUUAACAAGCGAGGAACCUUUUGGCAUUGUCAACGAAGUGGAAGUCGUCGAGGAGGAAAGUGAAAUCGCUGAAGUGCUUUAUAAGCAGGAUGUCGAUUUGGGCUUUAGUCUCGAUCAGGAGCAGAUCAUCAAUGCCUCCUAUGCUAGCGGCAAUAGCGCUACCAAUGGACGCACCAAGGACUCCGACGGCAAAGACGAGGAGGAUGAGAAGGAGGGCAAGAAGAUCAAAGCUGAUGAGAAAGAUAAGCAUGCUACCAAUGAUGAUAUCGAGAAGCUGAAAGCUUUGGCAGAGCUUCAACAAGAUAAGACUAAUGCUGAGGAAAAGGACCCAACGCAGGACCUGGAUGAUCUAUCGAUUGAAUGGAAUGGCGUACCCUUUACUAUUGAUAAUGAAACUGGUGAAUACAUUCGCUUGCCAUUGGAUGAGCUACUCAACGACGUGCUGCAACUCUCUCAGUUCCCACUAGAAGACGACGAGCUUCCCAACGAUUCGGUUGCAUCCACAUCGCAGGCUGCCGCUGCAGCUUUGAAUAGCAAACCCGCUGCUAGAGUUGUUUCUGAAACUGGUGAGGAUUUGGUGUACGGUGAUAAGGAAGACGACGAGUCCAAGGAUAAAGAAGACAACGAGGCAAACUUCGCUGGCAGUGACUUUGAGGAUCUGCAGGAUUCUGUGGGCUCGCCCCUGUUCGAUUUAGAUGAGGAGGCCAAAAAGGAAUUAGACGAAAUGUUACAAUCAACGGCACCGCCCUAUCACCAUACCCAUGCCCAUCCCCACGCCCCCCAUCCGCAUCCCCAUCACUCGCAUCAUCAUGCGGCGGCGGCGGCGCAUCAUCAUCAUCAUGCCCAUCAUGCCGCCGCUGCGGCAGCUGCACAUCAGCGAGCGGUGCAAGCGAGCGCCAACUAUGCCACCGUUGGCAGCGCCUCCGGCAGCGCCUUUCAGCGUCAGCCGCCAACCACAGCCGGCUUCCAUCAUGGUCAUCAUCAGGCACGCAUGCCGCGUCUGAAUCGCAGUGUCUCCAUGGAGCGUCUACAGGAUUUGGCCACCUACUUUAGCCCCAUACCGAGCAUGGGCGUGGUUGGCGGCGUCUCCGAUAUGCCGCCGUAUCCUCCGCAUUAUUCCAGCUACUCAUACCAGAGUCCGGCUGCAGCAGCGGGCAUGCCACCCAGCGCCCAACACGCUGCCCCAUACGGACAUGGACAUGGACAGGCAGCUGCAACAUUGCCACCACCGCCGCCACCGCAUCAUAGUCACAGUCAUGGUCACACUCACAGUCACAGUCAUGGUCAUCAUGCUGCCAUGUUGGGUGACCUCUGCUCGGCUGCCGGCGGUCAACCGCAUUAUGGCCACAAUUUGGGCUCAGCCGUCUCAUCCAGCAUGCACUUGACCAACUCCAGCCACGACGCUGACGGCGCUGCCGCUGCUGCUGCCGCUGCCGCCGCCGCUGCUGGCAGCAACUAUAAGAUGGAGCACGAUAUGAUGUAUUAUGCGAAUACUUCUUCGGACAUGAAUCAUUCGGAUGGUUUUAUUAACUCGAUUUUCAAUGAUGAGGAUCUUCAUUUGAUGGAUAUGACAGAAAGUUUCUGUCGCAUGGUGGACAACAGCACAAGCAACAACUCCUCGGUGCUGGGAUUGCCGAGCAGUGGACAUGUGAGCAACGCGGGCAGCUCGACAGUGACGGGCGGCAAUCACGCGAAUGUGAAUGCGGUACCUGGUGGCGGUGUUGUUGGCGUUGGCGUUGGCGCUGUUGCCGGUGGCGGUGGCGUCUCCUCUAUGAGUGGCGCUGGAGCUGUGGGCGGUGCUGGUGGCAUGACCAGCGAUCUAUUGGCUAACGGUGGUGGCGCUCAGGGUGGCGCCGAUCGCUUAGACGCAUCCAGUGACAGUGCCGUGAGCUCGAUGGGCUCCGAACGCGUUCCCUCGCUCUCCGACGGCGAGUGGGGCGAGGGCAGCGACUCUGCCCAGGAUUAUCAUCAGGCCAAGUACGGUGGACCCUAUGACUUUAGCUACAACAACACACGUCAGCCGCCAGUGGCCCAGAAGAAGCAUCAAUUGUAUGGCAAGCGUGAUCUUCACAAGCAAACUCCCAGCAGCCUGCCACCAACGGCGCCACCUGUGGCAGCCACCGCACAGACACAGUCACAGCAACAGCAGCAGCAACAGUCGCAGGUGCAGAGCAUCAAGUAUGAGUUUGAGGCAGGUCCGACGACCUUUACGAGCAUGCAACGCAGUGGCAGCGUCGGUGAGGCAGCCGCCAUGGCACCCGUUCUGGCCAAGGAUUAUCAUCAGGCCUAUGGGAUGAGUGCGAGCAGCGCCUUCACGGCGGAUUACGGCAUGCCACGUGCCCCAUUGACGCCCCAGGAUCUGGUGCAACUGAAUCACACCUACGCACUGCCACAUGCCACUGGAUCCCUGCCCCAGGGAAGCGGCUCGCUAACCAGACCCCAGGCACGUGACAAGAAGCCAGUUGCCGGCACCAAACAGUCAUCGAAGUCCAGCAGCAAUGCCUCCUCCCUGGAGGAUGAGCACCUGUCGCGGGAUGAGAAGCGAGCUCGUUCCCUCAACAUCCCCAUUCCCGUUUUGGAUAUCAUCAAUUUGCCCAUGGAUGAGUUCAAUGAGCGGCUGUCCAAGUACGAUUUGAGCGAGAAUCAAUUGUCGCUCAUACGCGACAUUCGGCGUCGUGGCAAGAACAAGGUGGCAGCUCAGAACUGCCGCAAGCGUAAGCUCGAUCAGAUACUCACCCUGGAGGAUGAGGUGAACACGGUGGUGAAGCGCAAGACGCAAUUGAAUCAGGAUCGCGAUCAUCUCGAAAGUGAACGCAAACGAAUUUCCCACAAGUUUUCCAUGCUGCAUCGCCAUGUUUUCCAGUAUCUGCGCGAUCCCGAGGGCAAUCCCUGCUCGCCAACUGAUUACAGCUUGCAACAGGCUGCCGAUGGUUCGGUCUAUUUGUUGCCACGCGACAAGACCAACGACAGCGGCAACACGGCAACAGCUGCUGCCAGCGCUGCGGCUGCACCGCAGGCGUCGUUGCACAGUCAUCAGAGUCAUCAUCAGGUGCAACAACAGACGCAGCAUGUGCCACUGCAACAGCAGCAGCAGCAAUCGCGACUGCCGCCACAUUUGCAACAGCAGCAAGCGACAACACACCAUCAGUUGCUGCCACAACAGCAGCAGCAACAGCAACAACAGUCACAACAACAACAGCAACAGGCGCCACAUCAACAUCAGCACCACAAGGAAUGAAAGUAUCUGCUGCGAAUAGCCGCAACAACGAGCUGGUUGUCUAACUUUCAGCAACAGCAGCAACAAUUGCAGCAGCAACAAUUGCACUGGCAACAGCAGCUACAGCUACAACAACAAUGUUACGAUUAUUACAACAACAGUGAUUUGUAUUACUGAUUCAUUUUGUAGUUUACCAUUUGUAAUUGUUGUUGCUGCUGCAAUGUUCAUCACCUUUUCAUGGUCACUGGAUUGUUGCUGUCGCCUGAGAAAAUGUUGCUGGCAACAUUUGCUGCUAAGGAGAAAAGCAAGCUGAGUUUCUGCAUCGGGAUUUGCACAUCCCUUCUUCCUCUUUCCUCUCUCUCUCUCUAUCUCUCUCGCCCUCAUUCGCAUGGUUUAUUUUUUAUUACUUUUAUAAAGAUGCUUGUUAUUUAUUUUUAAACUCUUGAGAAAUUGCCUUUUAUAUUCUUUAUUAAUUAAAUGGCUUUUGCAAAUUGUUAUAUUCCUUACACUUUCGCUUUUUUGAAAAUAGAACAAAUGUCAUGAAUUGUGAUAAAUAAUUGGUAUAAAUUUCAUAUUAGUUGAUUGAAAAUCCGACAAGCAGCCAACAGAAAAAAAAAAUAGUAACAAUAUCUGGAAGUUUAUAUUUUUUAGAUACAUUUUUUGUAAAUCAUUAUCCUCUCCAUAGUAUCAUUCAUUACAAAACACAACUUAUCAACGCGUCGUCCAAAAUGAAUUUUGAUGCUAAAAACCAUUUACAUUUACAUAAUAUUAGUCUGUAAAAUAAACAUAAAUAUGAGCACAUGUAUAAAUAGCUGUUAGGUUUAAAUUGUAAAGGUUUGAAACGGAAAGAAAAAUAUUGCUGGACAUUUCAUGGACUCGCUCGUAAGACGCCUAGUUUUUAAUAAACAAACAAACACACACACACACACACCCAACACACACUUCCACACAAACACACACAAAGUAAAUUAAAGUUAGCGUAUUAUUUACUAAUACUUUUAAGGUUUAGCUCAUAAACAUCUUGUAAAUACAUAAACAUAAUUAAUUAGUUAACUUAGUUUAUUCACUCUAAUCCACUCGGAGCAUUAGGCCAGAGCUAAAUGUAAAUUAAUAACAACUAAGUAACCACAAAGAAACUAAAAAAAAAAGAAAAAAAUCUACAAAAACAAAGGUCGCUCUGACAGAAAAACAAAAAAGAAAUAUUAAUAUUUAAUAUUCUUAACAAAAUGUCCUAUUGCAUAAAGAAAGAGUUGAAAAACCAGAACUUAUUUAUAUGAUGUACACAGAUCAGAUACAAAUAAACAAAAAAAAAAAGCAAAACGGAAAAGAAAACUAUUGUUAAAUACAUAUACAUGAAUAUAUAAAUAUAUAUAUUUAAAUUGUUGCAAUUAAUUUCGCGCAUCUCAAAAUAAUUAUCGCAAAACCGGAAACAAAAAA
Messenger RNA from Drosophila innubila, 5702 nucleotides. RefSeq names its product segmentation protein cap'n'collar (gene cnc). NCBI's taxonomy places the organism in Eukaryota, Metazoa, Arthropoda, Insecta, Diptera, Drosophilidae. The transcript is spliced from 9 exons. Gene Ontology annotation, cellular component: nucleus. Bases 63 to 4286 code for a protein of 1407 amino acids. Gene Ontology annotation, molecular function: RNA polymerase II cis-regulatory region sequence-specific DNA binding; DNA-binding transcription factor activity, RNA polymerase II-specific. Gene Ontology annotation, biological process: regulation of transcription by RNA polymerase II. The record is from RefSeq and is a predicted model, not a curated record.